Molecule: messenger RNA, 781 nt
Organism: Rhodamnia argentea
Lineage: Eukaryota; Viridiplantae; Streptophyta; Magnoliopsida; Myrtales; Myrtaceae
Product: classical arabinogalactan protein 9-like
Exons: 1
Coding region: 58-663 (201 amino acids)
Source: RefSeq, a predicted model, not a curated record
CUUCUUCUUCAUCACCAGAAAUUUUUUUCGUCUGUUCUCCGUUGAAACGCAGCAAUAAUGCUUGACCUGAGAAAGGUCUCGCCGCUUCACUUGUUUCUCACCUUCCUAGUCUUCGGCUUCGCGACCCCAUCGACCACGUCAACAGCGACGGCGGCCGCGGACAAAUCUGAAGCGUUUGUAGUCUCCAGAGACCAGGUUACAUGCACAAUGUGCGCCGCAUGCGAGAACCCGUGCCAGCCCGUGCCUUCGCCCCCGCCGCCCUCGCCGGCCCCGCCGGAAGUCGAGUGCCCGCCGCCGCCUUCUCCGCCGCCCGCUCUCCCGCCACCCUCGCCUCCAGCCCCGGAAGCCGAGUGCCCGCCCCCGCCGAUGCCGCCGGCCUGCAGCGCGUGCGAGUCGCCAGGAACUGGAAGCAUCUACGCUUCCCCGCCUCCACCAGCCACGAGCGGCGGUGGCGGGGGGGUCUAUCCGCCGCCGUACGGCGGGUACUACCCAAUGCAGCCUCCGCCGAACCCCAUGGUGCCGUACUUCCCAUACUACUACUACAGCCCUCCGCAGGCUUCGGUGGCCUCCAAUAGCUUCCUCCACUUGGAGAAGAACGCCGCUGGUUUUGCCACUUCUCUGGUUUUGGGCGGGCUUCUCUACGUGCUACUGCUACGUUUCUAGCAACCGCCCCCGAUAAGAAUUUCUUCCCUCAUCGUACUCGUUUCUUAGGCCAAAAAAAAAAAAAAUACAGUCACCUUUUUUUCUUCUUCUCUGUUUUAGGGUUUCAUUACCAAAUGAU